Messenger RNA from Tribolium castaneum (red flour beetle), 1400 nucleotides. RefSeq lists its product as uncharacterized. The record is from RefSeq and is a predicted model, not a curated record. The transcript has 5 exons. Gene Ontology annotation, molecular function: ATP binding; arginine-tRNA ligase activity; tRNA binding. Lineage: Eukaryota; Metazoa; Arthropoda; Insecta; Coleoptera; Tenebrionidae. Bases 94 to 1353 code for a protein of 419 amino acids. Gene Ontology annotation, biological process: tRNA C3-cytosine methylation; arginyl-tRNA aminoacylation.
GCAACUGCAAGUUGACACUGACAGAUUGGUUUGUGGUUAGGUUAGUUCAAAGUUGAGGUUAUAAAAUAAAAAAUUGUGUAUUUUUGCCCCAAAAUGUACCCCAUUAUCACAUUUAUCGAAGACUUGCACGAAUUUUUAACAGGGGACAGGUUGGUGAAGGGUAACAUAAUUCGUAAACAUUCAAAAAAACUUGACCGUUUGGGAGAUUUGAGCUUCCCUUUGAGUUUUAAAAAUUGGUCUCAAAACAUUACAAUUAGUGACACGAAUUUACGCACAAUUUUUGACUAUUUAUCGUCGGGACAAGACCUACAAUCUCAACUAGAUUCACUGGUAAAGCAAAGCGAAAAGUGGGCUUUAACAGUAAGGGAAUGCAAAUUAAUAAAUAACAGUGAUGUUCAUUUAUACCUGAAAAGGUCGGACACGAUUGAUUUAUGCAUAAAAAAGGUCUUGAACGAGAGAGAAAAUUACGGCUUGCUGCACAAAUGUUUCACUAAAAAAAUUACUGUGUCUCUUGAUCACACCUUUGAAUGCGAUUUUGCAAAAAUGACUUUAACCGAACUGCGAGCUUUAAUUACUCACGAUGUUACAUCAAACGUUCUUGCAUGUUUAAGUGCAAAUAAUUCUGACAGUGAUUGCGAUAUUAAGAUCACAAUAAACUCAAAUCAAAAGCAAGACUUCACUUUAGUUUGUGGUUCAGUUUUGAAUGAAAAUGGUCUCAAAGACACAAAAACAACAGCUUUUGAACUUUACAGAAAGCGAGCUUUAGAUCUGCAACUAAUGGCCCAGCAUAAAUAUGGUGUUCAGGUCAAACCAUCAUGGGGUGAUUAUUUCGAUAAGUUGGGAAAAGCGUCAGUUGUGAUUGAAAUGUUGCAAAAUAGGUUGCAUAAAACGAUAAAAAUUACGCUUAACAAUUUGCAAGCAACAAAUAAAGGCCCAUCGUUUAUUUUUUACAAUUGUGCACGACUGUCGUCACUGUUGAAGCAGUUUGAUGAGCGAGUCGCAAAUAAAUUAUAUCCUGAGUUACCUCUCUUGGAAAAAAUCGAUUUCACUUUGCUUAACCAACCUGAAGAAUGGGAAAUCGUCUACGUUUAUAUUUUACAAUUUCCAACUGUUGUUAUUAGCACAGUGUGUGAUAUUAAGUCAGGUUUAAUAAAUCUUCAUAAUUUGAUAAUUUUUUUGUCAAACUUGUCGUCCAUCUUCAGCGUGUAUUACAGGAGGGUAAAAAUACUCAUUAGUGCCAAGGAACACCUUCUGCCCACGUUAUUUGCGAGAAUUUAUUUACUAAAAGCAGUACAACAAGUAUUUCACACUGCUUUAAAACUGUUAAAUAUAGAACCAGUUAAAGAAAUGUAAUAAAACCAAUUGUAUUUUUCUACUUGAAUAAAUUAUUGUUUGACGUA